AUGGCAAAGAAAAAAUCAGGCACCUCUUCUCGACAGGAGACAAAGGCUGGUGCUGGAGUCAUGGCGAAAUUGGUUGACCCUCAAGUAGAGAAAUAUGUUCGUGCUAUGGAGUCACCCCCCGAAGACUGGGUCGGUUGGACGUUCCCUCUACCUCUGCGUCCACUCCUUGACAGUCCUGCUCUUGAAGUGAUUCGAGUCGUCUUCAAGGACAAAGGUCAGCUCUACUUGAUGAUGAAAAAGUUCAUCGAUGAUGCCAAGAAUGGAGCUACUCGGGUGCAUAUUAUUAUCUUCAAAUCAGUUCCUUUGGACGUGGUCAAGGAUGACAUGGUGUGGGAUUACAACAUUGCUCCUCAUUGUCGCUUUUUUUACCUUGAGGCUCAGGCUACGCUCAUCAUGAAGAUUGCUACAGAAACUCGCAUGACUGAAUUCUUUCCCAUGACCAAACUUAAGUUUGAUGAUACCAACAUGGGCGUUCAGGGUCACGCGUUGGGGCGAUUCAAGUAUGGCCUCAAAAAGCAAUUGUCCACCAUGGGCAUAGUCGAUAAUCGCUGGGAGUUUGCUUGUUCCAAAACCCGCCACAGCCACGGUGUAAUUUUUGACAACAAUGAUACAGUUCAGAUCAAGUCCAUUCACAGCGCCGACCGCAUCUUCAUCCCCGAUAUUAACCGCCACACAAAAUUUGACGCCGAUCACCAAUCUUGGCCAACGAUGGUCAUUGAAACUGGCUCCGAUUGUGCCAACAUCGCGUCUCGUUUCUAUCUCGAGUACAGUGCUGACUGGUGGUUCACCCAAAGCGAAGGCUUCACCAAGAUCGUCAUAGUCAUAAUGUUCGACUACGCGCAUCAUGCCACAGUGAUUGAAAAGUGGGUCUGCGCUUCUGAAGCCCCCUACACCAAGAAGUUAGUUCAGACCAUCACCGUCUUCCCCAAACCCAACGACAAGGGCAAACCAAGCGUUAUCGUCCAAGGAGAGGACCUGAUCCUCGAAAUUGAAUCCCUCAUGGCUCGGCCAAAGCGUGAGGGCGAAUCCGAUAUCGUCUUCGACAAGGAGUUCAUGAAGGGAUUUGGCAAUGGUUUCUUGCUGCCCUGGCGCAAUCUCGGCGCAAAGCGAGAGAACAACCUCAAGAGCUCGGAAAUUGACUUGGCAACGGCUCGCAAGCUGCUCAACUAUCCGCUUGUGAGCCUCAAGCAGCAACUUGGACCAGCCUUGGCCGAGGCCUUGAAGAUGGCUGAAAAGGCUGCCAAGUCCGUCGGCGCCGACACCGAUGUGGGAGCGUCGAAGAUGACGCUCACCUUGUCUCGGAACAAGGUGAGCGAGAAGGGCAAGGAAAAGGCGGUGGAGGAAGAGUCUUCAUUUGGAGAGGACCGGAUCGCGGUGGAUAUCACCAUCGGCGAGGCCAUCGCCAUCAUGGCUGAGAAGGAGGUGGUGGAGGAGGAGAAGUGA
Talaromyces amestolkiae is the source of this 1443-nucleotide messenger RNA. RefSeq lists its product as uncharacterized. The record is from RefSeq and is a predicted model, not a curated record. The transcript has a single exon. Bases 1 to 1443 code for a protein of 480 amino acids. NCBI's taxonomy places the organism in Eukaryota, Fungi, Ascomycota, Eurotiomycetes, Eurotiales, Trichocomaceae.